This is a messenger RNA of Phoenix dactylifera (date palm), 2533 nucleotides long. The record is from RefSeq and is a predicted model, not a curated record. Lineage: Eukaryota; Viridiplantae; Streptophyta; Magnoliopsida; Arecales; Arecaceae.
AGAGAAGGGGAGUGGGCAAUUGGAAGCCGUAUGCGUUUGUGCCGCUUCGCCGUCGCUCUCCCGCGUUCUGCGUCGUGCCCGCGCGCAAGUUAGCGAAAGGAUGGAGGUGAUGAGGCAUGCCUCUACUUUCCUUCUCCCUCCUUCGUCUCCACCUACGGGCGACGGCCCCGCGAUAACUUACGCCUUGGUGGUCCUCAACCAGCGCCUCCCCCGCUUCGCCCCUCUCCUCUGGAGUCGCGCACAGCUGCGGGUUUGUGCGGACGGAGGGGCGAAUCGGAUCUUCGACGGGAUGCCGGAGCUCUUUCCCGAUCAAGAUCCAUUGGACGUUCGACUCAGGUACAAACCUGAUGUAAUUAAAGGCGACAUGGAUUCUAUAAGAGCUGAUGUGAAAGAGUUUUAUUCCAAUUUGGAGGUCAAAAUAGUUGAUGAGUCCUAUGAUCAAGACACUACGGAUCUGCACAAGUGUAUAGCUUUUAUCUGCAGCAGCACACCUGACCCAGAGAAAUCUAAUCUAUGCAUCCUCAUUCUGGGAGCACUUGGAGGAAGGUUUGAUCAUGAAGUUGGAAACAUCAAUGUUCUAUAUCGGUUUUCAAACAUCCGGAUUAUUCUUCUAUCAGAUGAUUGCUUGAUUUAUCUUCUCCCAAAGACACAUCGCCAUGAAAUCCACAUCCAAUCAUCUGUUGAAGGGCCACACUGUGGUCUGAUCCCGGCUGGUGCACCUUCCACUAGUACCACCACCACUGGUCUGCAGUGGGAUCUAAUGGACAAGAAUGUUGAUGAAGUUGAUGAUUCAAUUAUUGUUCGCUUAUUUCAAGCUUUGGCAGUUCCUGUUAUUGGGAAUGCUUGUCAUGUCUUUAUGCAUGGGCUGAACUGUGUUCAGAUAUAUGGUGCAGAAAAAUUACACCAGGCAUUACUAGGAAGACCUGAAGGCAAACCCCUUAUAACGGUUAGCAAUCAUGUGGCCUCUGUUGAUGACCCACUUGUGAUUGCAUCUCUACUUCCACCAAGUGUUAUGUUAGAUGCCCGCAAUUUAAGAUGGACGCUAUGUGCAACCGACCGUUGUUUUACGAAUCCAGUGUUGUCAGCAUUCUUCCGGUGUGUCAAAGUUUUACCUGUUUCACGUGGUGAAGGUAUUUACCAAAAGGGAAUGGAUAUGGCUCUGUCCAAGCUAAACAAUGGUGGGUGGGUUCAUAUAUUUCCAGAAGGCAGUCGCUCUAGGGAUGGUGGAAGAACCAUCGGUUCUGCCAAGAGAGGGGUUGCAAGGUUGGUGAUGGAUGCAGAUAGUACUCCUAUGGUUGUUCCCUUUGUCCACACUGGGAUGCAAGAAAUCAUGCCUAUAGGAGUGCACUUUCCAAAGAUCGGCAAGAAGGUGACAGUGCUGAUCGGUGAUCCAAUUGCUUUUGAUGAUUUGGUCCUUGAUAAGGAUGAUGCUCAGCAUGACUCCAGAGGAAUUCUAUAUGAUGCUGUGUCAUCAAGGAUUGGUCAAAGACUCCAAGAGCUCAAAGUCCUGGUCGACAGAUUAUCUCUGGAACAGCCAUUAGAAGUUCAAGAAUAUUAUAUACAUAAUAGCGAACGCGGAUAUGGAAUUUGGCAGCAGGUUGAUUGGGAAGCUUUUGGCAUGGGAAACUUCAUGCUAUCAGAGGAAGAGACUAAGUUUGUUAAGCGACCAAGUCCCGAACAAACAGUGCAGAAUGUUGAUCAGCCCCAGAAGCUCGACCUUUCUCCUCGAACCGUCAGGGUGGGAUUCUCGUAUGAAGGUGGUAUCGUCUCCAGAAUUCGUGGGUUUAUGAACCCAACUGAUCUCAUGGGGUUUGCUGCUAGAGGCUUGUUUAUGAACGGCAGGACACUGGAUGAAAGCUGUCUAAGCGUCCAAGAAGUGGGUCUUAAGGCCUGGAAACACUUCCUUGAAGGACAUAUAUUCCAGCAAUGGAAUAGCAUGUGAUUGUAGGUUCUCAAUUUUGCAAAAAGCUGGUAAACUUGAGCCUGAAAAAAUGGGUCGCUUGUUUGAUAAUAUUUUCUUGCGGGGAAGGCCUGUGUCAUGUGUUAGUUUCCACCAUAUCUCCUCUAAUAACUUGUUUUGUAUUUUCAAUCCUAUGCUCUAGUGACAGAUUAGCUCUCAGCUUCAGGAUCGACCUUGUCCUCCUCAACCAAAAUGUGAACUUCCUUCUCAGCCUCAAUCCAACUCAUCACUAUCAUUUUUGGCUGCAAAUUUUCUCAUCUCCAAAUUACCAUGAAUGCUACAUGCCCCAAGUAAUGGUUGCCAAAGAAGAAGACUAGGCUCUACAGGCAAGUCCUCUAUGAAUCUUCUUGUGUCCUUCCAAGAGUCCUGCACGCUGGAACCCAGCAUGUCGCCCCCACAUGCAUGGUGUUCCAUCCUGGGGGUGAUCCCCUAAUCCACUUUUUGUCAACGGAUGCUGUUAUUAUACGCGUAGUCUCUGAAGGUUGAGACCUAACUAUAUAGCAUCUAUAUUGAUAAUUCAAGCAUUGUAUAUCAAUCAAAUCAGAAUUUCUUUAUAAAAGAAACAUUCUCAAU